AUGGUGGAGAGGCGGAAUGAAGGUGUGACAAGGAGACAAGGAGUAGGGGAGCGGGAGGGGGCAUGGACUGGGAGGAGACUGAGUUGGUGCAGUUUGUCAGAGAUCAGCUGUGCUUCUCUGGCCUCAGCUCUGAAGUCCAACCCCUCCCAUCUGAGAGAGCUGGAGCUGAGAUACAACAAGCUGCAGGAUUCAGGAGUGAAGCUGCUGUCUGCUGAACUGAAGAAUCCACACUGUAGACUGGAGACUCUGAGAUUGAGUUCCUGCAGGUUGUCAGAGAUCAGCUGUGCUUCUCUGGCCUCAGCUCUGAAGUCCAACCCCUCCCUUCUGAGAGAGCUGGACCUGAGUCUCAACAACGAGCUGCAGGAUUCAGAAGUGAAGCUGCUGUGUGAUUUUCUGGAGAGUCCACACUGUAGACUGGAGACUCUGAGAUUGAGGGGCUGCUAUUUGUCAGAGAUCAGCUGUGCUUCUCUGGCCUCAGCUCUGAAGUCCAACCCCUCCCAUCUGAGAGAGCUGGACCUGAGUAACAACAAGCUGCAGUAUUCAGGAGUGAAGCUGCUGUGUGGUUUUCUGGGGAGUCCACACUGUAGACUGGAGACUCUGAGAUUGAGGGGCUGCAGUUUGUCAGAGAUCAGCUGUGCUUCUCUGGCCUCAGCUCUGAAGUCCAACCCCUCCCAUCUGAGAGAGCUGCAGGUGAGUGGAAACGAGCUGCAGGAUUCAGGAGUGAAGCUGCUGUGUGGUUUUCUGGAGGAUCCACACUGCAGACUGGAGACU
Messenger RNA from Micropterus dolomieu (smallmouth bass), 771 nucleotides. Its product is annotated as ribonuclease inhibitor-like. The transcript is spliced from 5 exons. NCBI's taxonomy places the organism in Eukaryota, Metazoa, Chordata, Actinopteri, Centrarchiformes, Centrarchidae. The annotation marks the transcript as partial. Gene Ontology annotation, molecular function: protein binding. The record is from RefSeq and is a predicted model, not a curated record.